This is a messenger RNA of Adelges cooleyi (spruce gall adelgid), 1242 nucleotides long. RefSeq names its product BTB/POZ domain-containing protein 9-like. The coding region runs from base 1 to 1242 and encodes 413 amino acids. Gene Ontology annotation, biological process: modulation of chemical synaptic transmission; circadian behavior; adult locomotory behavior. NCBI's taxonomy places the organism in Eukaryota, Metazoa, Arthropoda, Insecta, Hemiptera, Adelgidae. The transcript has 8 exons. The record is from RefSeq and is a predicted model, not a curated record.
AUGGAUUUAAGAAAUCUAGAGAAUAAAGUUAUUUUGGAGUUAUUAAUUCUCUCAAAUAAAAUUGGUUUUACAAAAUUACAAUUUUCACUGUCCGAGUAUUUGCGGAAACACAUCAAUGUAAACAAUGUAAGUUCGUUGUUUUCUGUGGCCUCUUUUUAUCAACUCAAAGAACUUGAAGCCCAAUCACUCAACUUUAUCGACGUGUACGCUUUGGAUGUAUUGCAAUCUGAAGAUGCUCUCUCUUUGUCGCCCGAAACAUUACAAUUAAUUCUCAAUCGUGAUACGGCGUAUGCUAACGAAGUGGAUAUAUUCCGUGCGGCUUGUCGUUGGAUCAAAAAGUACCAAAACGAACUGUAUCCUGGUGAUAAAACCAAAAUUUUAUCUGCCGUCAGAUAUCAGCUUAUGGAUGACGAAGAACUGUCUGAAGUUAGGCAAUCAGACCUGGUUCGUUCGGAUACAAUUAUUUUGGAUGUCAUAAAAUCGAGAAUAGAGUCUCUCCCACAAGAAUUUAAUGGUCGAGGACAAUUAAUACCCAAUGUGAAUUUCGCUGAACAAUAUCAGAAAGACCUUUAUCAAAUUGACGGUGGUACCAUGAUCACGUUCUAUUAUCCAUUGAAUAUAAACUAUAUUGAAAUGAUAUAUGGUAAGGUUCCAAAGUGGAAUGAAGAAAUAAGGCCUUACUCUUAUUACAUUGAAGUAUCAACGGAUAAGCGCCAUUGGUUGCGUGUAGUAGAUCAUUCAAAUUAUCAUUGCCAGUCAACUCAACGUUUGUGGAUUAACCGAAGAUUUGUGAGGUAUAUCAGAAUUGUUGGCACCGAAAAUACUAGUAAUAAGAAAUUUGACUUUUUGAAAGUCAUGUACAAUACGGAAAAAAUGCACUCGGUGGAAAUCAAAAAUGGAUUUGUGGCUCCAAAGUACAAUGUUAUUUUAGAAAAUGUUGACACGAGAGUAGUCAAAAUAAUGCCAGAACAUAUGCACGUUACACUUACUCAACCUUAUGUCCUUAGUUCAUUGAGGAUGCUGCUUAAUGACGACAGGGAACCAAUCUCUGGUUACACUAUUAAAGUUUCGACCAAUAAUAAACAUUGGGACAUGAUUGUAAAUAAAUCUCAUGUUUUGGCACGAUCGUGGCAGUUGUUGCGAUUUGAAUCCAAGUUGGUAGUGUAUAUACUCAUUACUAGCGAACGCACUUUUUUGCAUUGUGUAGAUUUGGAAGCACCUGCUCAAGUAUUGCUAGAUUAA